Messenger RNA from Melanaphis sacchari, 2556 nucleotides. It is a transcript of the gene Plap, whose product is annotated as phospholipase A-2-activating protein. The transcript has 11 exons. Bases 172 to 2493 code for a protein of 773 amino acids. Gene Ontology annotation, cellular component: nucleus; cytoplasm. Gene Ontology annotation, molecular function: ubiquitin binding. Gene Ontology annotation, biological process: ubiquitin recycling; proteasome-mediated ubiquitin-dependent protein catabolic process. Lineage: Eukaryota; Metazoa; Arthropoda; Insecta; Hemiptera; Aphididae. The record is from RefSeq and is a predicted model, not a curated record.
UGAUGUGAUAUUAUUAAUAAUAUAGUUUAUUAUAGAUAUUAGAUACCACCUCUGCCGGGCACAUCAAACAAUAUUUAUUAAACUUUUGCUAACAUUAUUGUCAUAGUCGGCUUUUCACAAAAUCCCAACAGUGAUCAAUCUUGUUGCAUUUCCCAAAUUCUCACUGGCUUUAUGGCGUACAAGUUAAGCUCCGUCCUCUAUGGACACGUAUUGGACGUCCGCGGACUGGCUACCGGAUCCGACGGUUACAUUGUAUCUGCGUCCAGAGACAAGACCGCUAAACUUUGGAAACCGAACAGUGGAAAUGCUGGAUUCACAGAAGUUCAAACAUUCAAAGGCCAUUCCAAUUAUGUAGUAUCAAUUGCAAUACUAAAUAAAUCUGAUAUCUUACCAAAUGGUCUUAUUUUAACUGGCGGUAAUGACAAGCUUAUGUGUGGAUUCCUUCCUGAAUCACCAGAACCAGUUUUUAUUGAAACUAGUCAUACAAAUACUGUGUGUAAAAUCACUCCUGGUAUAUUACCAAAUACAUUUUUAACUUCUUCAUGGGAUAUGAAUGCACGCCUAUGGAAAAUAAUGGUCAACCCUGAUCAUACUUAUCAGCCAGUAUUGCUAACAAUUUUUAAAGGACAUAUAGCAGCUGUUUGGUCUUCAAUACAACUAUCUACAAAUCAAGUCAUAACUUGCUCAGCAGAUAAAACUUUACUCAUACACAAUAUUUUACAUGGUGAUCCAGAAAAUUCAUCUAUUGCUAUUAAAAAAUUAACUGGUCAUACUGACUGUGUGAGAGAUUUAGCAGCUUUAUUGAAUAAUGAAUUUCUCUCUUGUUCAAAUGAUGCUACUGUAAAACAUUGGAAUGCAGAAACUGGUGAAUGUUUAGAAACGUUUUAUGGUCAUCCCAACUAUAUUUAUUGCUUAAGUGUCUUUUGUGGAACUGAUAUGACUAAUUCAUUAGUUGUGACUGGUGGAGAAGAUAGGUACCUUAAUGUUUGGCAAAGCUCUGAACAACAAGUCAUAUUACAACCAGCACAGAGUAUAUGGGCUGUAGCUAUUCUUCCAAAUACAGAUAUUGUUGUUGGCUCUAGUGAUGGUUUAAUAAGAAUAUUCAGUACGGAUUCAAAUCGCCAAGCUACAAAUGAAGCCCAAGCUGCUUUCCAAGAACAAGUUGACAAUGUUAAUCAGGUGGCACAAAAAGAAGUUGGUGGUAUUAAAGUUGAUAGUUUACCUGGACCAGAAGUACUUUAUAGCCCUGGAAAAAGUGAUGGUCAAGUAAUAAUGAUUAAUGAAAAUGGAAAACCUAUUUGUUAUAAGUGGUCAUCAAAUGAAUGUAAAUGGGAUAAAGUGGGAGAUGUUUUAAGUGCAUCUGAUCCAAAUAAAAACAUGCACGAAGGAAAGGAGUAUGAUUUUGUAUGGAACGUUGAUAUAGAAGAUGGUGCACCUGCGAUCAAAUUACCUUUUAACAAAGAUGAAGAUCCUUGGGUAGUAGCUCAAGCAUUUAUACACAAACACAACUUACCACAGUCUUAUUUAGAAACUGUGGCAAACUUUAUAAUUUCAAAUUCAAAGAUUUCUCCUUCACCAUUACCUGCUAGUCAAGGUUAUGUAGAUCCUUAUACUGGAGCUGCUAGGUAUGUACCAUCAAGCAAUGGUAUUUCUUCUUCUGGAACGAAUGGUCAAAACCAUUUUAAUGAACAGUCGGAUCAAGUAUCUUCUGGUUACCAAAAGUUUUUCCCUCAAACUACCUAUUUAAAAUUUGACCAAGCCAAUACUGCAAAUAUUUUAAGUAAAAUUGAAGAAUUUAAUAAAAAAGCAGGCGACUCAUUUAAUAAGCUCAACCAGAAUCAACUUGAUUCCCUUAUAAAACUCUGUGAUGUAAAUACUAGUCCUGAUAAGGAUACUAUUAAGAUAUUAAUCAGCUUACUUGAUUGGCCCAAUGAUCUUUUAUUUCCUGUACUGGAUAUUACAAGACUAGCUGUACGCAAUAAACAUGUAAAUGAUGAAUUGUGUUCAAAUAACUUAAUUAUGAAUAAAUUAUUACCGCACAUUUAUGAUAUUGAAAAGCCUACUAAUCAAAUGUUGGCGUUUAGAUGUUUAUGCAAUCUUAUGCAUCAUGAAAAAGGAGAACUUCUUGUAGUGAAACACUACGAAGAGUUUUUAAAACUUAUUCAAAAUUUAUCUAUUGAAAAUCUUUUUCAAAAACAGCUCCAAAUUGCUGUAGCCACAUUGAUGCUGAAUUUCAGUGUUAUGAUUAAACAAUCUGAUGAUAAAAUAGCUAUACAAACUGUGAAUAACACCAUAAAUAUGGUAUGUCCAAAAUUGACUGAACCUGAAGCAAUUUUCCGUUGUUUUAUAGGUAUUGGAACCUUAUUAAGUUUAAAAUAUCCUCCAACUUUGUCAGAACAAAUUAGAGAUUACAUUGAACUGAUGGCAUCAAAUUCAGAACCAUCAAAGGUGUUGUCAUGUUGUAAACAUUUGAUGACUAUUAUUGGAAAAUAAUUGGAUUAAGAAAUAUUAUUGAUUUAUUUUAUUCUUUAAAAUAAAUUUAAAUGUAAAAUGAGA